Molecule: messenger RNA, 1524 nt
Organism: Frieseomelitta varia
Lineage: Eukaryota; Metazoa; Arthropoda; Insecta; Hymenoptera; Apidae
Product: pancreatic triacylglycerol lipase-like
Exons: 5
Coding region: 681-1490 (269 amino acids)
Biological process (GO): lipid metabolic process
Molecular function (GO): triacylglycerol lipase activity
Source: RefSeq, a predicted model, not a curated record
AGCGCGUUACUUGCACGAUCGACCAGCUCGUCUUCGUUGCUCCGUAGUUUCGACUUUCUGACGAUCGUCAAUUGUCAGAGUGUUAAUCAAUAGUUCUAGUCUUGAAGCAAAGAACGUUCAAUUUCUCUAAUUGCGAGAGAUCGACAACACCGGAUAUGCAUUAAUCGUUGAAGGAAUAAAAAAAAGAAGAAGAAGAAGAGAGGCCGUGACAUCGAUGAACCCGAUCGAAGCAGAUUUGCUCGUGGAAAUCACGCUCACGAUUAAAAAACGUGAUUCAGAUAGGAAAUUCAGUUGGAUAUCGGAUUGAAAAUACCGGAAAUAGUGAUUCUCUGUGUUUUCCUAAUUUCUCCCUUCGUUUGAACGACUGUGCGCUCGAGAAUCUCCACUCGUUUAAUAAUCAGUAACUCGUUUCGAGUCUCUCGUAAAUUUGUAUUUGAGUGAAUUAAUUUGAAAAAUUAUCAAUCACAAAGAUGAUGAAGAGUGUUUCCUCCAAUGUGUCUGCCGCUAACAGUUCAACAAAGUGUUGGAAUUUAAAGUCACAGUGAGAACCAACCAGAGGACAAACAGAUUGUGGGAGAACGCUAAUCGCGUGUGUGAGUUUUAUCGAUUUAUAUUUGAGACAGCUUCGACGUUUUUUAAUUAUUAUGUAGAGCUUUGCGAAUCUUGCGGAGAAGUGAGAAAUGUCGUUCGUGAACGGUACGAUGAUGAUACUCGCGUACACCGCGAACAUGAUCGCCACGUUGCCUGAAAGAGUGGACGAGAACACUGUUGCCGACAGGUCGAAUGUCACCACGACCACUUUGUCACCGGAGGAACGAGAAAAUCAGUUCGACUUCGACGAUCAAUGGUACAUGUGGCGAUGUUACGAGCCGUACGGCUGUUUUUACAUCGGUUCGCCAUGGUCCGGCGAGAACAGGCCAGUCUCGACGUUCCCGGCGCGUCCGGACAGCAUAAAUCCUCGUUUCUCGCUGUACACUCGAGACACCGCGGACCAACCGCACGAACUGAAGAUCGACAAGUUCGCGACCAUUCGGGAAUCGCCCCUCAAAAAGGAUGGCAACUUUUACUUGAUCAUUCACGGCUUUCUCGACAACGGCGACAAAACGUGGGUCAUGAGGCUGAUGAAGGAAUUAUUAAUCAGAGAAACAUGCAACGUGUUGAUCGUGAACUGGAUCGGCGGCGCGGGGCCACCGUACACCCAAGCUGUGGCCAACACGAGAUUAGUGGGUGCUAUGACUGCCCGUUUGGCCAACCAACUGACCGAAGUCGGUGGAAUAGACUCGACGAGGAUGCACUGCAUAGGGCACAGCCUUGGCGCGCACACCUGCGGCUACAUCGGAUACACUUUGAGGCAUACUUAUUAUCAUAAGCUCGGAAGGAUCACUGGUAAGUCAAGAAGCUGCUCGGACAUGUUCUCAAAGUGUCUCGUCGUUCGUUCUUCGAACUUUCUUAACCAUUUGGCGCCGGGCAAACUGAUUUGCGGACCAUAACGAGUGACCGAACCGUACACAGUUUAAUUCGUCG